AUGGUUGGCGCAGACAAUGACGUACUGAUGGAUGGCAUGGACUUGCCGCAGCCUCAUCCUCCUAUUUUCGGGUUGGCCGGUGCUGACACAAACGGGUUUGUGACCAAAUCGAAUGGCAACAGCAAUGGAAGCAGCAACGGUAACAACAACGGGAGCAACGGCCGAUCAGCCGCCGACGACGAGUAUGAGGAUGAUGACCUAAAUGAUGAGGAAGACGAUCCCAUGGGCUACCCCGUUGACUUUAAGCGGCGGGGCCUUCUGCCAACGGGUUGCUGCUACGAUGACCGCAUGAAACUGCACGCCAAUGCCGAUUUUGGUGCAGGUCCUCACCACCCGGAGGAUCCGGCACGUAUCUCAGAGAUCAUGGGUGCCUUCAAGCGUGCCGGUCUUGUCUUCAGCGGAUCUGAUGCUGACCUCAUCAAAACCAUCCGCAACUGCCCGACGAAAUACAUGUGGCGCAUUGCUGCGCGGGACGCGAUAGAAGAGGAGAUCCUGCUGGCACACCAUCCCCGCCACUUCCACUGGGUUAAGGAAUUGUCUGAAAAGCCCACGUAUGAGCUGCGCAUGAUUAGCAAAGUCAUGGAUGAGGGACGCGACUCCCUCUAUGUCGGCUCCAUGACGUACGAAGCAUCGUUGCUGUCGGCCGGUGGUGCCAUCGAAACGUGCAAGUCUGUUGUGCGUGGCGAUGUCAAAAACGCAUUUGCAAUCAUCCGACCUCCUGGCCAUCAUGCCGAGUAUGACCAGCCCAUGGGCUUCUGUUUGUUCAACAACGUGCCGAUCGCCACCCGUGUCUGCCAGAAAGAAUACCCCGACCUUUGUCGCAAAGUCCUCAUCCUGGACUGGGAUGUCCACCACGGAAAUGGCAUCCAGAACAUGUUCUACGACGAUCCAAAUGUCCUGUACAUCUCCUUACACGUCUAUUUAGAUGGCCAGUUUUAUCCGGGCGCACCCAGCGACCCUUCCACACCCGACGGUAACAUCGACAAAUGUGGUGCCGACGCAGGCCUGGGCCGCAACAUCAAUAUUGGCUGGGACCAGCAGGGAAUGGGUGACGGCGAGUACAUGGCAGCUUUCCAAAAGAUUGUGAUGCCUAUCGCCAACGAGUUCAACCCUGACCUUGUCAUUAUCUCGGCUGGUUUUGAUGCUGCUGCUGGAGACGAGCUGGGCGGCUGCUUUGUCACGCCGGAAUGCUACGCGCACAUGACGCACAUGCUGAUGUCUCUUGCAUCUGGAAAGGUUGCUGUCUGCCUUGAAGGUGGCUACAAUCUCGCGGCCAUCUCGGCAUCGGCCCUUGCGGUGGCCCGCACACUCAUGGGCGAGCCGCCACCGAAGUUCGAAAUCCCAAAGCUGCGCAAAGAUGCCGCUCGACUUCUUGCGCGUGUCCAGGCUCACCAGGCACCGUACUGGGAAUGUAUGCGACCGGGCGUCGUUGAUGUGCUCGAUCUACAGUCCCAGGGUGCGCUACGUCUACACGAUGUCAUCCGCUCUUUCCAGCGCCACAUGUUGUCGGUAAAGCAUGGCAUGUUCCCACUCUUUAUUCAGCGCAGCUCCAUCUACAAGUCUUUUGAAGACCAGGUUCUUGUCACGCGCAGUUUAAGCACUACGAAAAAGAUCAUCGUCAUAAUACACGAUCCGCCAGAACUCGUAGCACAGCCCGAUGUCUUGGACAACUCACUUGACUCCCACAACUCAUGGAUGAACGAUGGCGUUAUGCCGUACAUUGACUGGGCCAUUGAGCAAGGCUUCGGUGUCAUUGACAUCAACGUCCCACACUACAGUAACCAGCCGGAGGUGAGUUUUAACCGCUGCGACAAAAUCCACUAUAUCAGCAUGGAUACGGUCUACGCAGAAUGGCUAACAUCGAACCAGGACAACGAGUCUUUCAUCCCACGGAUAAAUGAGGAAGUCAUACAGUCUCAGAUCCAGGAGCUGGUUUGUUACAUCUGGGAUAACUACCUCCAAAUCUCCGAGACUGCCCAGCAGAUCUUCCUUCUUGGAGUAGGCAAUGCCUAUCUGGGCGUCAAAGUCCUCUUAGUCAACCGCGACUGCAAAUCUCGCAUUGACGGUGUCGUCAACUUUGUCAACGGCAGCCUUCGGGCUGUCAAGAGCGACGCGGACCCAGACCUGACUCAGUGGUACAAGACCCACUCACGCGUCUACGUUGGUGCUGAUCAUGCUUGCUGGCAGACCAGUGAGUUCACACGUAAGAUCAGCAAACGCCGCUUUGGUGAUGUUGUCCGCAGCCCGUUCAUGGGCCUCAACCGCAUGCUUAAGGAGCAUGCCGACGACGCUCACGAGUGGAUACUUGAGCGCCUGCCCGGAACCGAAGGCAACACUACCGAGGACGAGAGCUAG
Molecule: messenger RNA, 2355 nt
Organism: Sporothrix brasiliensis 5110
Lineage: Eukaryota; Fungi; Ascomycota; Sordariomycetes; Ophiostomatales; Ophiostomataceae
Product: histone deacetylase 6/10
Exons: 4
Coding region: 1-2355 (784 amino acids)
Biological process (GO): chromatin organization
Cellular component (GO): histone deacetylase complex
Molecular function (GO): histone deacetylase activity
Source: RefSeq, a predicted model, not a curated record